AUGGCCAUGGCAUUCACGGUCAAGCCCACCGGGCUCAGCCGACAUCUUCUGUUGAAUCCGACAUCUCUGUUCACCGUCGCUAAACCGCUGGUUCCCGCCCCGCGCCUCUAUUCUACCUCCAACUCCUUCCCGAAGAUUGCACAGACAUCAGUGUGGACGUCAAUGAUCCCCAAGUUCAUUCGAAAUCGCGGGGCGCGCAAGGAAGAUGCGUCAAAAGAGAAUUCUAAGGAAUGGAAUCCGGCCACUUUCUACAUCAUCAUUUUUACUUUGAUCGGUUCGCAAGCCAUUCGGAUGAUGAGUCUCAAGAACGACUAUGCGGCUUAUCGCCGUACCACCGAUGCGAAGCUCGAGCUGCUCCGUGAGGUGAUCGAGCGGGUCAAGAGAGGGGAGAAGGUCGACGUUGAAAAGCUGCUGGGGACAGGCGACGAAGCAAAGGAGAGGGAGUGGGAAGAGGUUUUGCGAGAGAUCGAAGAAGAAGAUUCUCUUUGGCACCGGAAGGCCAACCGCUCCGAAAGAAACCAACAGUCGGAGAAAGACCAAAAACAGCCAACGCAGAAGUCAGAAGGAAAGGACUCCGUGACCCCCAGCACUGCGAGUGCCGAUGACGAGACCAUGAAGAAGACCCAGUCAACACGCAAGUUGAACUUCUUUUGA
This is a messenger RNA of Penicillium alfredii, 654 nucleotides long. RefSeq names its product DUF5321 domain-containing protein. The transcript is spliced from 2 exons. The record is from RefSeq and is a predicted model, not a curated record. Lineage: Eukaryota; Fungi; Ascomycota; Eurotiomycetes; Eurotiales; Aspergillaceae. Bases 1 to 654 code for a protein of 217 amino acids.